This is a messenger RNA of Nothobranchius furzeri (turquoise killifish), 1851 nucleotides long. It is a transcript of the gene cap2, whose product is annotated as cyclase associated actin cytoskeleton regulatory protein 2. NCBI's taxonomy places the organism in Eukaryota, Metazoa, Chordata, Actinopteri, Cyprinodontiformes, Nothobranchiidae. Gene Ontology annotation, molecular function: actin binding; adenylate cyclase binding. The record is from RefSeq and is a predicted model, not a curated record. Gene Ontology annotation, biological process: cytoskeleton organization; actin filament organization; cell morphogenesis. Gene Ontology annotation, cellular component: cytoplasm.
AUGUCUAGUCGAGUUCUGUAGGGGUGAGUUAGGAUGGGUUCCUCCAGAUCCCCAUGCAGGGAUCACCAUCGCUCAUCUAUUUAUAGCAGACUGUCUGUUGGCUUCAGAGGACAGACUGCUGCUCUUACUGAGUCACGGUUCUGGUCUCGGCAGGCUCUCAGGUUCACCGUGUUGCUUAAUUAGGACAUCCCGGAAAAGUGUCGCCGCCGCUGCUGAGCAGAGCCGAGGGUCGGGUCAGAGAGGGAGAACUGGAACGCAGGAGAACAGAACACAACCUCCUAGAGGGGGAUCCUGACAAGCAGAGGUAAAACACCGCGACGGAAACCCGCUGCAGAACAGAUGAGGGAAGACUGUCACCAUGGAUGAGUUAAUGCAGCGUUUGGAGCGAGCCAUAACCCGCCUGGAGCAAAUGUCCAUCACCAUGGAGACGGCCAACAUCUUGGCCAACGAGAAGUGUGUCAAUGGCAUCAAUGGAGGUCCCUCUCAGAGCGUGGAGGUCUUUGAUGUGCUUCUGAGAGGUCCUCUGUUGGACUAUCUGAACCACAGUCAAGCUAUUGGAAGUGAGGUGCAGAAACAUGCAGAGAUGGUCAGCAAGGCGCUGCAGACUCAAAGAAGUUUUCUCCAGAUGGCUACCUCCCAUCAGGAACCGGCACAGCUGGAGCUUCAAGAUCUCCUGAAGCCAAUUUCAGAUCACAUCCAUGAGAUCCAGAAUUUCAGAGAACGGAACCGCGGCAGCCCUCUCUUCAACCACCUCUCGGCUGUCAGCGAGAGCAUUCCCGCUCUGGGCUGGGUGGCUGUGAGUCAGAAGCCCGGUCUGUAUGUGAAGGAGAUGAACGACGCAGCCACGUUCUACACCAACAGAGUGCUAAAGGACUACAAGGAAGUUGACAGGCGCCAUGUGGACUGGGUGCACUCCUACCUAUCUAUCUGGACCGAGAUGCAGUCCUUUAUCAAGCAGCACCACACAACGGGACUGGUGUGGAGCAAAACUGGCCCAACUGCUCCUGCAUCCCUCUUUGACUCCCCUCCUGCUCCCAGUGCCCCCUGUCCACCUCCUCCUCCUCCCCCUCCUGGUCCUCCUCCAGUCUUCACUGAUGAUGACAGCACACCUGAGGCAAACUCUGCAGCAGCCCAACACUCAGCCCUAUUCACUGAACUUAACCAGGGCAUGGACAUCACCAAAGGCUUGAAGCAUGUCUCCGAUGAGCAGAAGACUCAUAAGAACCCAGAUCUGCGCUCUGAAACAUCAAUAAUCAGAAGCAAAGAUCCCCGGCCUGUAAAGUCUCCAAAAGCAGCCGCCCAGAAAAGACCGCCUCUGCUGGAGCUGGAAGGAAAGAAAUGGAGGGUGGAAAACUUUGAGCAGAAACAUGACUUGGUGAUCGAGGAGACGGAGCUGAAACAGGUGGUGUACAUCUUCAGCUGUAACACCUCCACUCUGCAGAUUAAAGGCAAAAUUAACUCCAUCAUCAUAGACAACUGUAAGAAGCUGGGUCUGGUUUUUGAGAAUGCUGUUGGGAUCGUUGAGAUCAUCAACUCCAAAUCCAUCCAGCUACAGGUGUUGGGAACCGUUCCCACCAUCUCUGUCAACAAGACGGAGGGCUGCCAAAUCUACCUGAGCAAGGAUGCGCUGAGCUGUGACAUCAUCAGUGCCAAGAGCUCUGAGAUGAAUAUCCUGGUACCAGAGGGAGAAGACGACUAUAGGGAGUUCCCAGUUCCGGAGCAGUUCAAGACCAUCUGGGACGGCUCCAAACUGGUGACAGAACCAACAGAGAUCGCAGGCUGAUUGAACACCCGCUGUCAUUAUUCAGACAUAAAAGGGGGAUUUAAUAAAUAGGAAAAUUAAAGGUGCAA